Molecule: messenger RNA, 8710 nt
Organism: Porites evermanni
Lineage: Eukaryota; Metazoa; Cnidaria; Anthozoa; Scleractinia; Poritidae
Source: the annotation of a GenBank genome assembly
AUGUUGAGCCAGAAAGGUACAUUUAGCUCUUAACCUUUUUUCGGAAGUUUAUUUAAAUAUAAUAACUGUUGUAAUUUUUUUAAUUAUCAUUUUUUCGCAUACCGUAGGUUUCAAUCUAUUUAUUGAAAAGAUAAUUUCCGAAACAAUAUGUCAAUUACCUAAUAUCUGACUUAUCUAUGUAUGUGAUGAGUGCUACUAAUUAUUAGAUACAUCAUUUACAAUAUUAGGUACCUUGAAAUGUUUUGUAGGUCCAAUUUAGUCACAAGGUAAUAAUAAUCAUUAUAUAAUAUAGUCUUUCUUACAUAGGGUUUGCAUGCCUAUACCUUUUAUUUAUGGUAUGACACAUUUUAUCAUUUGAAUUGAUGUUUAUAGGUUAGAGUGAUAAGAUUCCCUUUUCAAAGUACAGGGGGUUACAGCAAAGAUGUCGAACAUGCCAUAUCCAUGCUUAUGUCACAUGUUCAAAAUAACAAGGUGGGUUCCAUCAUUUGGUUCUUAAUUAAUUGGCCAAAGUGAAAAUAUGAAACUUUCUCUAUAAAAAUUGGAAAACCUGACAAACUAACACCGGGUAACAUUGCUGUUUGCAGUUUUGUUUUAUCAUGUCUGAUUGGCUUUUCCCAUAAGAUACACCAUAAUGUACCAUAAGUAUUUCUGGUGUGAGUUUCACAGCAAGAUCUUCAGUCUUGAAUUUUUUUCCGGGUGAUAUAAUAUGUACGUUCAGCAAUAGUUAGUACUACUUAAUAAUUGUUGAAACUACUUAGAAUAAGGUUAAGUUUAGGACCAUAAUAUUUUCUUUGAUGAGACAGUGAGUCAUGAUCAUGAGGGUAUAGUAUAAGACUAGGACCAGAGUUUCGAAGAAAGAAAUACUCAUAAUUAUUGUAAUAUUCAGGGUAAUGGUUGUUCAAAAUGUCAAAGUCACCACACCACUCACAUUAACAGACUAAAAUUGAGAGGCUUAACCCAUUCGCUCUUAGAGAUUUUGCCGAAAAACGCGUUUUGAAGCUAGUCGAGUGGUUUUCUGGUCACUGUCGUGCUAUAAAGAGCUAAAACUUACCACAAACUGGUUUACAGGUCGAACACUUCGCGGUCUUCCGAUCCAGAUGCAAAAUAUCAGCUUGCGAAGUUCGGGCAUGCGCAGAAAGCAAAAUUUCGACAUAGUUUUUGGGUUUAAAAGUGACACAGCAGUCUUGACUUUUACUUUUCGCUUUCUCUCCUCCCUUCUUUUUUUGCUUUUCUUGCCUCAUUUUUUUUUUCUCUUGCUGGGCAUUUAGUAGGCUUGAUUUUGGUGGGAAGAGUUUUUAGGAAAGCUUUUAGGAUCUUAGGAUUAGGCGAAAGGAAAGGUAGGUGGGUAAUGGGACAAGAUUUUCAUGGAGAUUUUCAGGUCAAUGUCACGUGGUUUUUUGCUUGUUUCUCCGGUGUCCUUGACUGAAUUGUGCUCAUUCUGGUAUGGUUUGAAAGAUCUCUUCACUCUGCACAAGUUAGUGAAGAAAGUUGUCCUUGACCGUUAAAACUGAUGACGUCACAAUGGGUAGAAAGGACCUGGAUCCGCACGGGCGGUUACGGGCGGUUCAGGGGCGAAUGGGUUAAUCAAAAAACCUAAAAAUGGCCUUUUACCAACUUUUUCACCUGAUUUGACAUGAAAUAGACAGAUUUGGUUGUUUUAUGCUGAAAAGUGGAUUUUUUUCAAAAAGCUUGGUCCUUUGCUUAACCCAUUCGCUCCUAGAGAUUUUGCCGAAAAACGCGUUUUGAAGCUAGUCGAGUGGUUUUCUGGUCACUGUCGUGCUAUAAAGAGCUAAAACUUACCACAAACUGGUUUACAGGUCGAACACUUCGCGGUCUUCCGAUCCAGAUGCAAAAUAUCAGCUUGCGAAGUUCGGGCAUGCGCAGAAAGCAAAAUUUCGACAUAGUUUUUGGGUUUAAAAGUGACACAGCAGUCUUGACUUUUACUUUUCGCUUUCUCUCCUCCCUUCUUUUUUUGCUUUUCUUGCCUCAUUUUUUUUUUUCUCUUGCUGGGCAUUUAGUAGGCUUGAUUUUGGUGGGAAGAGUUUUUAGGAAAGCUUUUAGGAUCUUAGGAUUAAGGACCUGGAUCCGCACGGGCGGUUACGGGCGGUUCAGGGGCGAAUGGGUUAAAUAUUAUUGCUAAAUAAAUAUACACAGCACUUUGCUAUACACCACAUUUUUUUUAGAGGGUGCAACGAUCAGAAAAUUUCCAAUUGUGUCAUGUGAUCAUAAUUUUUUCUUCCUGACUCUGAGAAUAACUAGAAGUGAGUUAAUUGCUAAUGGGAACAUUUAAUAACAUAAUGCCAUUUCAGGGACUGUUAACGUUGUGGGCAGUGCGGAACGAUAGUCUAUUCGAAGCAGCAGUAGAGCACAACAUAGUCUCUGGAGUGUCAGCUAUACUGUCAGAGGCACUCCCUGACUACCAGCCAAGGUGGUUAAAAGGAGUUGCCGGUGUGAUAGUCACACAAGUUAUUGUAAGUUGUUUUUAGUUGACAGAAGAUGGACAUAACCAAUGUGCAAAAGCUACAGUUUAGUAUGUUUAGAAUUUAAUGGAUUAAGUAAGGUAAAGAUUCAUAUAUCAUUGUUUCUUUCUUCCUAGCUUUUCCUCACAACAAGACAUCCAAUCACGCUGUUGGAAAUAAUUCAGCAACAUGUGUCAUUUCAAGACACACUUAAGAGUUUUUUAACACCCCUACAGAAAGUCCAACUGGCCAUCUAUUCGGACAUUAAGGCCAACCCAUCAAAAAGCAUGGUAGGCAACCAGCUGUAUUUUAACCUUUUAAGCCCCAAUAUCCAAAUACAAAUUCUCCAAACUGAUCUCCAUACAUCUCCUUUAAGAAUUAGUUGAGAGAAUUUGAUAAAAGAUCAUGGAAUUUUCUCUAUGAUGAUAAUUUUAAUAAUUCUCAUAUCUUUAUCUCUUGACAGUGUAUGGAUAUUGUUAGGAGAAAAUUGUUGUUGGUCACUAUUGGGAAUUAAAGGGUUAAGACCUCUACUCAUGCAGAGGUUAUCUUACGUAGAAAAAAAAUUUUAUUGAAACCUAUUCACAUGCAAUUUAAUAUUUCUUCAAUGGGAAUAUAACAGGGAAUAAGUGUUUGAUGUCUGUCUAUAUGAUUUAGAAUACAGUUGAACCUCCCAUAAUAUUUAAGCAACCACUUCAAGGAUUUUUAAAAGUGAUUGUCUCUUAGAGCUGGUCACUUACAAGAGUUGGCACUGAUCAAUUAUCCUGCCUUUGUUAAAAGUGAUCUUCCUUUUUAAUUCAUUGAAAUUGGCACAAUUCUUCUACAUAAAACAAAGGAUGGUUUACAUUGUGUAUUACAAAUACAUAAGUUGUUACAUGUGACAUGUUUGAAUCAUUUCAAUUUCUUAUCAUAUUCUUUCUUUCAAAUUUAGGUCCUUUCCUGGCUUCAUCCAUCUGUGAAUGUGAACACUCAAAGUGGCGGAGGAAAAAGUUUUGUGCCUGGAAUUGGCAUCAGGGCCAAAACUACGGAUCGGUGGGCAGAUGUCUCAAGACAAGUAUGAUACUAGACAGAAAAGGAAAUCUACAAUUUUAGAAACAAACAGUUUUGUUUUAGAUGCGGGAAUUGUUAUUGUAUUUCAGUGUUUAUAGCAGUGUCAGUAUACCAACAGUCAACCAACAGACUUCUAGGGGAGCUCUUCUUCACUUUCACAGGAAAAAAUAACGGAUUCCCAUUUUUGGAUAUUUUAGGGUAUUUAACUAAUGCCCAUAAAAAUCCCAAAUUUGGCAAAGUGAGACAAGUCCCAACCAGGGAAUUCCCAACCAAGUUCCCUGAUUGGGACUUGUCUCACUCUUCCAAAUUUGAGAUUUUUGUGGGUAUUCUUUAAAUACCCUAAAAUAUCCAAAAAUGGGAAUCCGUUAUUUUUUCCUGUGUUUUACUCUAUAUAUGUAAUUUCUUAAUAGGCUAUGCGCAGUUAGCAGUGUGCAAUCAAUGUAAUUAUCCAUAUCUCCACAAAGAUAAUAAGUUAAUGAUAAUGAUCGAAACAUGUACAUACUUCAAUCUUUGUGCCCUACAUAGGAACUUUCAACUGAGGCAGAGAAGUAUGGUGUAUCUUGCGUGAAUGUGGCAAUUGCCUUUGGAAAUGGGAGUGAAUGCUCAACCAGUGACCUUACAAAAAGGUCACCAAAGAGUGAAAUGAAGAAAGGGAUCAAGCUUCCAAAGAGGGAACUCAAUAAUAGCUUAGUGGCUCUGAUAGAUGCAGGUUAGAGCAAAUUUUUACUAAUGAUAAUUGAAUUCACUCCAAAAUGUUUGUGCAAUAUACACAGUUGAUGGGUAAUGAAACUGUAUAGCGUAAAGUUGAAAGAAGAGAGGGGUGAUUAUGGAAUCUCCUUUUGGGUGUCUAAUAACUUGAGCUUUUAAACAAAGGGAACGUCUCAAUCGUAACCCAAGAAAGUGUAUAUGGCCUUAUGUCUCAUUAUGGACAUGCAUACAGCUAUUUCGAUAACGCUUGUCAGAAAACAUGUGCCUGCAACAAUCCCGAAAGGUAACAUGGGAUAUGGUCAUUUAUUAUAUGCUGGUCCUGACACUGUAGCUGUCGAAUCUUUUAUUGUUGAUUUACUUUAGCACUCGCAAACAUAUGUCCAUGAUUUCUUUGAUGAACAGCGAACUCAAAAACCAUCCACAGUACCUGUCCGGAUUGUCGCGUGCACUUUGCCGACAACCUUUCUCGAAAUAGCUGUACAUAUACAUGUACAGAGUGUACAUGGGACUUUAAAUGGGGUUAAUUUGUUCAGAGACACUCACGAGUUAAACUGCAUCUGCUUAUACAUUUAUGAGCUUCUGCUGUAUUCCAUUUUGUUGACAAUUAUUGCUAUUCCACAAUAUCCUAUCAAUUGAAAUCUUAUUUAUAGUGACAGGAAAUGGAGGCAAUGAGGAAGAUGUUCAAGACUUUCUUAAUGGAACCUUAAUUCAAGAUGAAAUUACUGGCUCCAAUAGUACUGCCCAGGUACUCAGUGUCAAAUUAAGGGACAGCAUCAACCAGCUUUCUGGCAGCCAAGCUCGAGAAACUUGUGGAAGGUUAGCUAAUAAAUAGUAGAUUUGCAAGUUAUUAAACGUUUGUUCCCUGACCUAAAUGUUAUGCCAAUUAAGUGUAAAUCCGAGUGAGUAAAUAAGUCCGGUGGUGAUGUACUGGUAAUAUAAUGGAAAAGGAGAUGAUCUGCACAUAACAAAUUAGAUCAUUGCCCAAAUUAAUGUCUUGUAAAUCUUACCUGUGAUCAUACAUUAUGUGUGGUACCUAAUGGUUUGAUGUAAGAUUGUUAUUGUUUUGCAGAGGGGAGUGAUGGAGAAGUCUUUACAACUCCUCAAGAGACCCCAGAGGCAAGUCUUAAUUGUAAUGUUGGCCAGGGGUAUUAAUCAUACCUUCAAUUUGAUCGCAAUGAAAAGAUCUUUAAGUUGUAUGAUAAUAGCUGCAGGCUUUGGAUGUUAAUACACAAGUUUCUAUUAAUUUAAAAAAUAUGUAGAUCAUGGAGACACUGGAGGCAAUGACUCCGAAUUCUAAACGAACGACAGAGCAGUACACUCCAAAGAGCAGAAAAGUUUUCAUACAGGUACUUUAAAAUAGACUUUACAUUCUUCUUUGCUAAUUUAAAUUACUUGUCAAGCAUAGCACUAAAAUGCAGCUCAAAAAGAGUAAGAGAAUUAGGACCUGCUUUGGAUGUCCUUGAAGCUAAGCCCAUGCAUUGUCACCCUAAAAUGCAUUGUGAGAAUUUUCUGUAGUUAAAAAUUGCCAUUUGAGAAUUGAAAGCCAAUCAGAACAAUGCAUUCAACAGAUGAAUUUUUCCCCAACAAAGGGACAAUCAACCAAAACCACUUGGGUGAACAUGGGCCUUUAACUUAAUAAUAUUGAAUUUAAGUGAUUUCACUGUUUUGCUAGAUGUCUUUCUGGUGAUGUAAAACACCAGUUAUACAAAUUUGGAAAUCCACUAAGUGUAGCUACUUUGAAACAAUGAUUUAUUCAAAUAUGUAAUUAACAAUUUUUCCUCGAGCCCGACUGGGCUCUGAGGCAAUAGCUAUUGACUCAUAGGCCAUGAGGGCGAGGGAAAUAAAAUAAUGUUUUAGUAAAAUCCAACUAGUUGGCCAAAAAUAUUGAGACAAAACAACUUUAGCUAGUUAAAGCUAGACUUUGAAGCCAUCGUUUUAGCUUUCAAACCCGUUGCUUUUUGCUACUAGUGGGCCAUGACACAUAGGCAGCCUAGUAGUAGCUCAACCAAUCAGAUUGCAGCAUUGAUAAUAGGCCACUAGUCAGAUUUUAGUAAUAAAAAAUAGACAUGUUCCACACAUUUCAUUUGAAGGGAUAUAAGCUUGGAGUGUCAAAAAGGCUAGCUUUACACGUAGAGGAAGAAGAUGGAAAAGAAGGUAAAUGUGAUCACCGUAUGUCAAUAUUGUAAACUUCCUCUCAUGUAUAACUUCUGUCCUGUUAUUAACAGCUUGCAACGUGAUGUGGCAAAAUCAAUCAUCAUUAUUAAUUAAUAUAUUUCUAACAUAUAACCAACUCUUCAGACUUCCCGGUGAUAUGGAAUAAUAUUGAAGUACUGUCAGUAGCUGCAUGAAUAUCACUUUAAAUAUUUUGUUAUGAAACUCUCAAUAAUAAUGAGGGGUUUCUUAACAAAAGACAAAAUAAUAGGACUUAAAGGAGCUUAAUUGGGUUUCCCGACCUUAACAGCCCUUGUAAUAGCCUGCAAAAGCAUUGGAUUCCGGGUUUUUCAGAUGGAGAUCUAUAAGCGAUGACCAGAAAUAGUCUGCGGUUCCAGGCUACCCUAAUUAGUACUGGAACAACUGGCAGCCAAACUCACACAAUUUGAACCUCAGUAUCAAAAUUUAUGUGAUAUUUGUGAGAUCGAACAUUGAUUAUUCUUUGCUUCCCUUUUUAUCUACAAACUUGUGAAGCUGGCAGCAUAAUGUUCUAAUUCCAGAAAUUACUUAGGAACAUGGUCAAUGAUUGUAUUCUUGUUAAUGCACUACAAACAUUAUGACUGUGUUUGGCUUUGCAGGUGAUAUUUCUUCUGUAAAUUCUGGUGUUUCCAGUGACAAACCUGGCACCUCAAGUGUCAAUGGGACCAUUGGAAUUUUUCCAAAGGAGCAGAAAGGUGAAAUGCAAUUUACAUACCAGCGACAUACAGCACAGGGGCACAGUCACCAUAUACAUAUGAUAUUUUAUGUGCAAACCCUUUGAAAGCACAAAAAAAAAGUGGUUUAAAAGUAUCUUAAGUGGAAAAAAGCAUUUUCGAUAAUUACAUUUAUUUUGACAAGUAUGACAUAGAGUGAAAAGCCCUCAAUCACACAAUCCCUGACAUUUACCCAGUGAGAUAAGGCUGUUAAUGUAUCCUGGAUCAACCUUUGCUGCAGUAAGUAGUUUUAGCCCCCAGACCCCCCAGGCUUGCAUCGUUAGCACUCAAUGAAAUUUUUUAAGGUGCAUACUCCAUGAUAAAUACACACUACACCUCUACAGAGGUGUUUAAGUGGACAGAGUAUUCCUGACACCACUGUCACCUCAUCAAAAUUUUUUGUUUUUGAGGUUCUAAUAGGGUAUUUUUGUUUAAUGUCACCUGUCAGAAUAUGUUGACCAUGUUUUAGUUUUAUGGUGCUGACUUUUUCUGGAAUUCUGGUAUUUUUUUGAGUUUCCAUUUGAUUUUACGUGCAUCUCUAUCUUGUUGUAAAAGGCAAUACCUAAGAAAAUAGACUGAAAUGUAUAAAAGAAAUAUUUAUUAUUUAUCGAUACAAGCUUGGAUAUUCUCUGAGAACCCAAUCAAAGUUUGGAAUUCAGGAUACCCAAGAUUAAUAAUUUUUAUUAAUGCGAAGAUCAGAUUACUAGUUGCCCAUGUAAAGGCAAGAGUUAAUGUCCAUGGUCACUGCUUAAGUGCACCACUAUGAUAAUAAUACUGUUAUGUGUAUGUAGCAGGUACAGAUGAUGAUAAAUGCUACAUGUGCCAGGACACCUCGCCACCCACUGCACGUAAAGGAAAAGGCAAAAUUGAUUGGAUACAAUGCACAGAAUGCCAGCACUGGUUCCACAUGUAAGUAUUUACACUGCAACAUUUCAAAACAAAGGAAAAGAAUUGAAAAACUGGAAAGCUUCUGUGACAUUUUCUCACCCAAAAGUGAACGGUUUGAACAUUUCCAAAAAAAUUGGAAAUCACAUUUUUAAAGUUUUGACAGAGGCGUGAACAGUACCAUUUUAAGACUGAUUUAUCCCAGAAAUAAAUAUAAAAGUUUUAUAUUUUUCCUUUCUAGUUAACAGCAGCUCUCGGCAAUAUGUUACAGUACUUUGUUUUUUAAUUUAUGUACCCCACUACCCUCAUGUGAGCAUUGUUGGCAUAGGAGCAAUGUGAAAUAAGGAUUUACUGUAUUUAGGUAUACCUUGCAGUAACAAUUUACUUUAGGCCAUUGUUUUCUAAGUAACUGUCCUAAUGACUUGAAAUACGAGGACAUCUACUUUUUAUGGGUAUAAAACAGUUAACAUUAUAAGAGCCACACACAGACAGUACUUAUUGCCAGCUUAAAAGUGAUUUUUUUUUUUUAUUCCAGGGUAUGUGUAGGUGUUAAAAGAGCACCACGUGCUGACUGGUUUUGCACCACAUGUGCAUCGACACGUCCAGUGCAAUAAUUCAAUAUUACUUUCGUGUCCAACAAGUAAUUGAAAAAUAAAUACUUGCUUACUGAGUUGCAUUAAGUUGUGGGUGUUUUAAUUCAAAGUGCAC